UGUAACAUUUUUCGAUACUUAUAGCAAUCUUUGUGCAAGCACUAUAGAAAAAAAUGUUGAUGGCCCAAUGUUUGAGCUUAAACCAUACAUGGUACAAUACGUGUUUGAUACAUUUUUAGUGACAAUGAUGGGUAUUCAAAGAUCAGAACAUAAGCGUGAAGACGACGAGAUAGUGUAUUGGCAGGAAAAAUUGGUCAAAGAUGCAUUAUAUAGCAAAACAAUAAAACCGUGGUGGCUACAGUUGGAAUGGAUUUUGCCUUUGACUGAAAACCGAAAACAAUUGCGUAUCGCUCGAGAGAAUAUACUAGAUUUCACCUACAAUAUAACACGAAAGGCAAUAAGUCACACUGCUCUACAAGAUAAUAAUAAGAUUUCUCAAAGGCCAAAACCUACUUUCAACAACUACUGGAAUUGUGUGGAAGAACUACGUAAUAAUGUUACGAGCAAAUCCUGCGAAAUUCAAAAUAAUAUUACGGAAGCGACAACUUUCAUUAUACUUAUGCUGGCAAUGCAUACAGAAGUGCAAGAAAAACUGCGAGAGGAAAUAUCUGUCACAUUUAAUAAUAAAAAGGUUGAUGCGCAACAUCUCCUUAGCAUGCGGUAUUUUCAUAUGGUGUACCAAGAGACAUUAAGAUUGUUUCCUAUAGUACCUAUUAUUUCGCGCCAACUUAUAGGAGAUAUAAAGCUUGAAUCAUGUACUUUGCCGGAUGGAUGUUACGUUAUGAUUCCAAUACUUGCUAUUCAUCGUAACCCUGCGUAUUGGUAUAAGCCAUUGGAAUUCAUUCCUGAACGAUUUUCGCCUGAAAAUUCGUCCAGCCGUAUUCGUUAUACGUUUAUUCCGUUUGGUACGGGCCUCAGAGAUUGUUUAGGUAAAUAUUCCAUAAUAUAAGUUAUUUAUUUUAAAAACCAUGUAGUUGUUUGGAAAAAUUUUGGUUAAAUUAUCUUUCUAUUGUGUCGCUUUAUAUACUCAAUUUCCGUUAAAGUUCAUGAGCUUUGCUUUCUUUCAAGAAACUCGUAAUACAUUCCAAGAUUUUUGCAUUAUUUUAAAUAAAACAAGUCGUAAAAGUUUACCAUAGAAUAUCCACAUUCAAUAUAUUUCGUUAAAUAUUAAGACGU
Molecule: messenger RNA, 1116 nt
Organism: Temnothorax curvispinosus
Lineage: Eukaryota; Metazoa; Arthropoda; Insecta; Hymenoptera; Formicidae
Product: cytochrome P450 3A24-like
Exons: 7
Coding region: 68-889 (273 amino acids)
Molecular function (GO): monooxygenase activity; heme binding; iron ion binding
Source: RefSeq, a predicted model, not a curated record